AUGAGCGAACAAUUAACCGUGCCAUCUGACUCGAAUGAUGGCCAUCAAAACCCCGAGGAGAACACCAACAAUCAUACAGGAACACAUGCUGUUGGGUAUCAAACUUCGGGAUCAGGAGAGGCUGUUUCUUUGCAAAUCAAUGAAGAUUCUAACGAUCAGCAAAACCUCAACAACGAUGAAAGCAAUAGAAACAACAUGCUAUCAUCAACAAGAAUUAAAGAAAAUAUUCUUAGCACAAAGGAUUUCUUUAGCGGAAUGCUUUCUUACAAACUAACCUCUUUUCGAAAAAAGAAUAGCGUUCAACAUUUAGAAAAUAGCAAUAUAGGUUCGGCAGAGGAAUCUACAUCGUUGAUCAAGAAAAAUUGUGGUGUUUCAGGGUAUAUAGCUCCAUUACCGAAAUGUGAUUGGAGUUCAAUUGAUGUUCCGAAACACUUGGGUGGAAUGUAUGACGAUGUUUUCCGAUAUAUUUUUAUGUUUAUGACACCAAAAGAAUUAAUUAUUUUUGGAGGAGUCAGUAGAAGAUUCAGAGAGAUGUCAGUCACUGAUGAAGUAUGGUCUCCAAUAUACCAAUCCUAUACAUUUAGUAGCGUAGAAAAAGAUACCACCGUUACACAGAACUUUAGACAUGAAUUUUUAAAGAAGCUUAAAGAAAAUUCGACAUUAGAGUUUCUGAGAGAGGAGUCCAAACAAAAUGUACCAAUUCUUGAACAAGUACAAGCUUGCUGUCAAUGUGGAUAUGGAUUCAUGGCACCUCAGAUUUUCUUUACUUCUUUUACAGUAUUCAGCAUUCUUGUGCCUUUGUUAAUGGACGGAUAUAUUGACAUUUCACAAGUUGGAUUUUGUAGCCUUCCAUUUUUUUUCGCGCUCGGCACCUAUUUAUUCAUUAGUGUCUCUCUUCUUAUUGAUCCGUAUUCUCUUGAUAAGAAACGAAGCAAGUACUUAAAAUAUCUCCAACCUCAAUCUUUAGAUACUGGUUUUUACAAUGAUAGAUGGGCAUUAAUGGGCUCUGAAUCGACUGAGGAGUCUGAUUUUGAUGAUGGUUGGAAAGAGAGUAUUAAUUUAUCAGUUUGGCAUUUAUGGAUUUGGCUUUUAUUCAUUUUAGGCUAUUUGUCGAAGUAUAUUUGGUUUGCAGCUUUUUAUUCACCAUUCUCAUUGUUAUUCAUUCCUUGCCAUGUCUACACUAUUAUUUAUUGCAUUGGGCCGUUGAUAUUUUAUAAAAACAGUAGAUCAAACCAUACGGUCAGCAGAGAUUCAAAAGUGACCAGUUAUUGCUCAUAUGUGACAAAUAGCCUGAUUGUCAUAUUAUCAUCAGUUCAAAUAUUAUUAAUUGGUUUGAAAUUGGAUGGUGUAAUUGGUGCAUAUUGGAACAUUGUUUUACUACCAGCAUGGAUUUUUUUACUAUUUAUCAAUUGUAUGUGUUGUUGGUAUGCCGCAUGUGCAGGAUUAACUAACGGAAAGGAAGGUGGUUGUUUCGCAUUGUAUGGUAUUACCAUUCACAUUUUAUUUGCUUUUUUUUACCAAGUAUGGUUUAUCAUUGUUGCACUAAGAUUGGAUUUAAUCAUAACAUCCCCUUGGACUCCAUUAUUUGUUCCAAUGUGGCUCUUUUUGAGUUUUUCAUGCUGCACUCACUGCUUAUGUAGCUCUGUGUGCAUUUCAGCUCGGCAUCUUCAUUUGAUAGGAUUGACAUAA
Molecule: messenger RNA, 1689 nt
Organism: Naegleria fowleri
Lineage: Eukaryota; Heterolobosea; Eutetramitea; Acrasida; Naegleriidae
Exons: 4
Coding region: 1-1689 (562 amino acids)
Molecular function (GO): protein binding
Source: RefSeq, a predicted model, not a curated record